CUCAGUUCUGCAAGCUUCACACCUCUUGCAGUAUAUAAACCCCGAGGACUCUGCAGAGGGGAAAAGACAUCCGAGUCUCAGGAUGGAGCGCCUGCUAUCCGGACCCGGCUGGAGACGAGAAGAGCGCCGCUAUCCUCCGGCUCCAUCACCACCACCAGCGCACAUCACAAGGACACCUGCCCUCAGCAUGGCCCUCAGCAUGGCAUCAGCCCCCAAACCAGGCCACAGCUCGCGGCAGUUCCCGCCUGAAAUGCCUCUAGCGAUGAGCAACGAGAAAGAAUCGCUUCGCGGGCUGAACGACCGAUUCGCGGGCUUUAUCGAGAGGGUGCAUCGCCUGGAAAGCCAGAACAGAGCGCUGGAGAGGGAGAUCGAGGACAUCCGACUGAAAGCCAAGUCGUCCGCGUCUUUGGCCGAGCAGUACGAGCCGGGGCUGCAGGAGCUGAGGAGGCAGGUGUGUGAGAUGGCCGUGCAGAAGCAUCAGAUGGAGCUGGAGCAGAAGCGUGUGGAGGACGAGUUCAGGGCGCUCAGGGAGAAAUGCCGGGAUGAAGCGCGCAGCAGGGCUGAAGCCGAGGAGAGCGUUUCCGCGCUGAGGAAAUACAUCGACAGCGCGAAUUUAGCCGAGCAGGAGAUGGACAGAAAGGCGAAGGCUCUGACAGACGAGAUCGAGUUCCUGAAGAGAAACCACGAGGCUGAAGUGACAGAUAUCCUGACGCGAAUGAAGGAGGCGCGAGUUCCCGCAGAAGUGAGCGGCUUCGGGAAAGGCGAGCUGACCGCAGCGCUCAGGCACAUCAGGACACAGCUGGAGGCUCGCGCGGUCUGUCUGGACACGCACUCCGAGCAGCGCCUCAGCACACAGCUGGCCAAGCUCACCAAAGCCGCGGAGAGCGACAGAGACGCGCUGAUGGCCACCAAAGCUGAGAUCAGCCAGUACAGAAGGCAGCUGCAGACCAAGAACGUGGAGCUGGAUUCCGUCAGAGGGAUGAAAGGAGCUAUGGAGAGGCAGCUGUAUGACCUCGAGCAACGACACACAGCCGAAAUCCAUCACUACCAGGACACCAUUAGAGAGCUGGAACAAGAGCUGAAAAACACCAAAGACGACAUGAGCAGCCACGUGCAAGAGUAUCAUGAUCUGCUAAAUGUGAAAAUGGCCUUGGAUGCUGAAAUCUAUUCGUACAGAAAAUUGCUGGAGGGCGAGGAGUCAAGAUACUCCACCCUUUCUGACACACAGAUACCAGUGCCUUAUGUUUACAGGCAGUCACCCAUCUAUACUCUGCCUAGCAUCCCAAGGAUGGCGGGAGUCACUCGGAAAGCAGAACCACAGUACAAGUUUGUCGAGGAGAUCAUUACAGAGACGACCAGUGAAGACAUUGAGAUAUCAGACACUGGGUCUGAAGAUGCUGAAGAACUAAUGGAUGGGGAUAAAGUGUGUAUUGAAAAAGAGCAUGCAAGUGCAGGAGGAGAAAGUGAAGCAGAUUUAGAAGAAACAAAGUCCCAAGAAUCAGGUGCAGAGGAUAAUGCAGGCAGCUCAGUUGCAGAACAACUGGACAAUAAAGAGAAACCUACAGAACAGGAAGAACAACCACUAAAAGAGUCUACAGAUAUUUCUGUGGAUCUCAAGGAAUGUGACAUGGACACUGAACUAGCCCAAGAUAGUUUAAAUGCAUCUAAAGAAACUGGAGAGAAAGAUACAGAUAAUAUUUACAAACAAGAUAAUGAAACAGACUCCAAAACAAAGGAAACAGAAUUGGAUACGAAAAAAGAAAAAACAAAAGCAGAUAUUAGUAGUGAUGUCGAAGAAAAGGUAGCUCUUGACAUUGAAAAUGUGAAACAGGACAUAGCGAAAGAAAUAGACCAAGCCACUAAUGAAGAACCAAAGCCAACAGUGCAAACAGCUAGGCAGGAGGCUAUUACCGAGUCAGCAAAAACUCCCACAGAGGAGACUCCAGAGUUUGAUGAUGUAAAGGUAAAAACAGAGUCACAUCAUGUAGUUAAGCCUGAAGAUUCCUCUAACAUAAAAACACAAAACAUAGACAGAGAAACUAGUGAGAUGAACUCUAUGGAGGUGGACACAUCCUCUGCUGACCAACAGCCAGUAUGUCAAAAAGGUGAGGCAAAACAAGAGACACCUCCUGACAGCAAAGCAGAUUCAAAACAGAGUGUCGAAACGUCACAAGCUGAUGUACUCAAUAUCACUAAAGCAGCGAGUGCACAGGAUAAAGAGGGGGAGAUGAAAAAAGAACUGGCAGAGAAAGUAAAGACAGAGGCACCAGUUCAAAGCGAAGUAAAAGAAAUAGAAUCUAAAGAGGAUAAAAAAGAGGACAUUACAGAAACCGUGGAACCAGAAAAGCGACCAGAAGAAACACCAAAAACACAAGAGGAUGUUUCCAAAGAUCACCCCAAAGAAACAAAAGUUGAACCAUCUGAAAUAAAAGUCACAUCCCCUGCUGACCAACAGCCAGUAUGUCAAAAAGCUGAGGCAGGACAAGAGACACUUCCUAAGAGUGAAGCAGACUCCAAACAGAGUGUCAAAACACCACAAGCUGAUGUACUCGAUAUCACUAAAGCAGCGAGUGCACAGGAUAAAGAGGCGGAGAUGAAAAAAGAACUGGCAGAGAAAGUAAAGACAGAGGCACCAGUUCAAAGCGAAGUAAAAGAAAUAGAAUCUAAAGAGGACAAAAAAGAGGACAUUACAGAAACCGUGAAACCAGAAAAGCGACCAGAAGAGACUUUAAAAACACAAGAGGAUGUCUCCAAAGAUCACCCCAAAGAAACAAAAGUUGAACCAUCUAAAAGAAAAGUCACAUCCCCUGCUGACCAACAGCCAGUUCAUCAAAAAGCUGAGGCAGGACAAGAGACACUUCCUAAGAGUGAAGCAGACUCCAAACAGAGUGUCAAAACACCACAAGCUGAUGUACUUUAUAUCAUUAAAGCAGCGAGUGCACAGGAUAAACCAGACGAGGUGCAAAAAGAACUGGCAGAAAAAGUAAAGACCGAGGCACAAGUCCAAGUUGAAGGAAAAGAAAUAGAAUCUAAAGAGGACAAAAAAGAGGACAUUCCAGAAACCGUGAAACCAGAAAUGCGACCAGAAGAGACACCAGAAACACAAGAGGAUGUCUCCAAAGCUUCUACCAAACAAACAAAAGUCGAACCAUUUAAAAGAAAAGUCACAUCCCCUGCUGACCAACAGCCAGUAUGUCAAAAGGUUGAGGCAGGACAAGAGACAUAUCCUGACAAUGAAGCAGAUUCAAAGCAGAGCGUCGAAACAUCACAAGCUGAUGUACUCGUUAUCACUAAAGCAGCGAGUGCACAGGAUAAACCAGACCAGGUGCAAAAAGAGCUGGCAGAAAAAGUAAAGACAGAGGCACUAGUUCAAGGCGAAGUAAAAGAAAUAGAAUCUAAAGAGGACAAAAAAGAAGACAUUACAGAAACUGUGAAAUCAGAAAUGCGACCGGAAGAGACACCAAAAACACAAGAAGAUGUUUCCAAAGAUCAUGCCAAAGAAACAAAAGUUGAACCAUCUGAAAGAAAAGACACAUCCCCUGCUGACCAACAGCUAAUAUGUGAAAAAGCUGAGGCUGGACAAGGGACACUUGCUAAGAGUGAAGCAGACUCAAAACAGAGCGUCGAAACAUCACAAGCUGAUGUACUCUAUAUCACUAAAGCAGAGAGUGCACAGGAAAAAGAGGCGAAGGUACAAAAAGAACUGGCAGAGAAAGUAAAGACAGAGGCACCAGUUCAAACAGACGUAAAAGAAAUAGAAUCUAAAGAGGACAAAAAAGAGGACAUUACAGAAACCGUGAAACCGGAAAAGGGACCAAAAGAGGCACCGAAAACACAAGAGGAUGUCUCCAAAGAUCAUCCCAAAGAAUCAAAAGUUGAAACAUCUGAAAGAAAAGACACAUCCCCUGCUGACCAACAGCCAGUAUGUCAAAAAGUUGAGGCAGGACAAGAGACAUAUCCUGACAGUGAAGCAGAUUCAAAGCAGAGCGUUGAAACAUCACAAGCUGAUGUACUUUAUAUCAUUAAAGCAGCGAGUGCACAGGAUAAACCAGACAAGAUGCAAGAAGAACUGGCUGAGAAAGUAAAGACAGUGGCACAAGUUCCAGGUGAAGUAAAAGAAAUAGAAUCUAAAGAGGAUAAAAAAGAGGACAUUACAGAAACAGUGAAACCAGAAAAGGGACCAGAAGAGGCACCAAAAACACAAGAUAAUGUCUCCAAAGCUUCUACCAAAGAAACAAAAGUUGAACCAUCUGAAAGAAAAGACACAUCCUCUGAUGACCAAGAGCCAGUUCGUCAAAAAGCUGAGGCAGGACAAGAGACACUUCCUAAGAGUGAAGCAGACUCCAAACAGAGUGUCAAAACACCACAAGCUGAUGUACUCGAUAUCACUAAAGCAGCGAGUGCACAGGAUAAAGAGGCAGAGAUGAAAAAAGAACUGGCAGAGAAAGUAAAGACAGAGGCACCAGUUCAAAGCGAAGUAAAAGAAAUAGAAUCUAAAGAGGACAAAAAAGAGGACAUUACAGAAACCGUGGAACCGGAAAAGGGACCAGAAGAGACACCAAAAACACAAGAGGAUGUUUCCAAAGAUCACCCCAAAGAAACAAAAGUUGAACCAUCUGAAAGAAAAGUCACAUCCCCUGCUGACCAACAGCCAGUUCAUCAAAAAGCUGAGGCAGGACAAGAGACACUUGCUAAGAGUGAAGCAGACUCCAAACAGAGUGUCAAAACACCACAAGCUGAUGUACUUUAUAUCAUUAAAGCAGCGAGUGCACAGGAUAAACCAGACGAGGUGCAAAAAGAACUGGCAGAAAAAGUAAAGACCGAGGCACAAGUUCAAGUUGAAGGAAAAGAAAUAGAAUCUAAAGAGGACAAAAAAGAGGACAUUACAGAAACCGUGAAACCAGAAAAGGGAGGCUGUGCUGAGUCUACAGAGGCACAGAGAACACAAGAGGAUAUCUCCAAAGCUCCUCCCAAAGAAACAAAAGUUGAACCAUUUGAAGAGAUUCAAACAAAGGACAUAAUGGACAGUGCAAAAAACGAGGAAGGUACUGAAUCAAAGAAAACAGACAAAGAGUCUGAUCAAAUGCAGAUCAAAGAGCAGCCAAAAGUUGCCGCAAUAGAGACAAAAUCAGAGGAGAAGUCUCAUGAAAAGGCAGAUGGUACUAAAGAAGGUAUGGUUCCCAGUCUUAAAACAGAGGAAAACAUUAAAACAAAAUCAUCUGAAAUACAUAAAGAGGAGAUUCAGGAGGACAAAGAAUCAAAACCUCAUGCAAAAGAAAUCAAAUCUGUGCAAGAGAAACUUUCUGAAGAUAUCAAAGAAAGGGAUAUAAUCAAGCCCGAGGGACAAACACCAAAAGAGUUAGACAAUAAAACGUCUAAAGAUGUACAACCUGAACAAAGUGUUUAGAAGAACUCGCCAGAAAAAGAGCCAAGGAAGGAUCAGAAAGACACAGACAAAGACUUUCAUGCAAUCAAGGACACAAAAAUUGAGAAAUCAUAUGAAACUAAUACAAAGACGGACAGUACCAAGAUGGACAUGACAAAAAGUAAAGACCUUGAGAAGGAUUUUUUCCCCUUUAAAAGACCAAAAAAAUCUGACUCUACAGAGAAAGGCAAAGUUAAAGCUGAGAAAGGGCAGGAAAUCAGCACAAACGUGGCAGCAGUAACUGAGAAUGGAGUUAAUAUAUGUAUAAAUUUAGAGACACCAUGCAGGCAGUAUUAGCAAUGCAGAGUAUGAUAAAAACUUGUGGUUUAGAUAAAUCAUUUAAACUCUCCAUAAAUGUUUUAAGACACUGCAUGAACAACUAUAUAACUGCAUGAAACAACAAAUAAUUGCAGCGUUAAUCUACAUGCAACAUAAGAACAGAUUUUUGCAUGUGUGCUUAUGACUAGCAUAAAUUUAGGCUUAUAAAUUUAGGCUUAUGAAUAAACAAAAAAAGUAAUGUAUAUGUUCAAAUGAAAAUAUUUUGCUAUACCAGAACUGCUUCUAGAUGAAUGUGUAUAUUUAAGAGAAUGCUAUAUAUUGAAAGAGUAAAUAUUAUUUCAGCAUAUUGAGUGGUUUUUGGUGUUCUUUCCCUUCUU
Messenger RNA from Clarias gariepinus (North African catfish), 6081 nucleotides. RefSeq lists its product as uncharacterized. Gene Ontology annotation, cellular component: cytoplasm; intermediate filament; axon. The record is from RefSeq and is a predicted model, not a curated record. Gene Ontology annotation, molecular function: structural constituent of cytoskeleton. Gene Ontology annotation, biological process: neurofilament bundle assembly. NCBI's taxonomy places the organism in Eukaryota, Metazoa, Chordata, Actinopteri, Siluriformes, Clariidae.